AUGGCCGAUGCACUCCCAUCAUUAAAGAAGCCUAGUACACGCAUUGAAAAACGGGCUAAAUUUGAACCAUUUUGCGCCGUGGAUGCUGGGAAAAAGCUCGAAGGUCGCCCCGACAUCGGACAUCAACAUAUCUCACAAGACAAAUCUGAAGGCCAAUAUGCUAGCUAUGCUUCAAAGGAUACUUUUCCGGGCCCUUUGCACACAAAAGACCAUUUAACACGCCCAAAAGAAGAGCCUGCGCGUGGAUGUGAAAGUAACCACCAAUCCACGUCUGAAAAUGCAACGAAACGUAAAAGAGAGGCGGUUUCGGCAGCUUCCCAAACUUUAUCAGAGAUUUCAGAUCACUACAAUAGCCUUCCAGAGCUUGGAAAGUUUGCCAGAAAUGAAUCCCGAAUUUUUCAUGUGCGUCAGUACAACAAUUGGGUCAAAAGCGUGAUGAUUAAACAGGCAGCAUCGAUUUUUUCGACGCAAAAGAAACUUUCCGUGCUGGAUCUUUGUUGUGGAAAAGGAGGCGAUUUAAAAAAGUGGGAACGGGUCCGUCCGUCACAUUAUUUGGGGAUAGACAUUGCGGAGGCUAGCAUUGCAGAUGCCAAAGUAAGGUUCUGUUCCAGUAAAGCAAGGAUGAAUGCAUAUUUUGAUGUGGCUGAUUGUUUUCAUUCGCCCUUGCAUAUCAAAGCAGAUGGCUCUGGGGCGAUUCACGAUCCUUCAGAACAAUCUAUGGCUCCGUUUUCAUUUGAUAUUAUUUCUUGCAUGUUUUCGUUUCACUAUGCUUUUGAAAACGAAAGUUCUGUAAAGAUGUCGUUGGAAAAUGUUGCUAGGCAUCUGAAGCCUGGCGGGAUAUUUAUCAUCACCAUUCCAAAGGCUUCAAUUAUAGAGCAACUGAGAGAUAAAGCAAUCUCUACCAAGUCUUUUCCUCACAUUACUGGAAAUUCUUUAUUUGAAGUCGAGUUUGAUAAACACGAACUUGUAAACCGCGCCACAGAUGGUGACUUUUCCACCAUAAAGUACUACUUUUCUCUUAAAGAGGCCGUAAAAAGAUGCCCAGAGUUCUCUGUCCCCAUGGAGGUACUUUUUCCAAUGGCAGCCUCAAAUGGCCUAAUCUKCGAAUCUGAGAUGGAUUUCCUAAAGUUCUUUGAUGAUUAUAGGGACAAUCCGGAAUAUCUUGGUCUUUUGAACCGCUUUCGACUGUUAGAAAGGAAAACUGGUGAUUUGUGCUUGUCUACAGAGGAGCUGGAGACCGUCGGAUCGCCCUUGAGUUUCAUCAAGAGACCUCCGAACGAAACAAAAAUGGACAUGUGGCCUGAAUUCGGGGAUGCCUCUUCGGCCUUAUAA
Mitosporidium daphniae is the source of this 1332-nucleotide messenger RNA. RefSeq names its product mRNA cap guanine-N7 methyltransferase. Bases 1 to 1332 code for a protein of 443 amino acids. NCBI's taxonomy places the organism in Eukaryota, Fungi, Microsporidia. Gene Ontology annotation, biological process: 7-methylguanosine mRNA capping. Gene Ontology annotation, cellular component: nucleus. The transcript is spliced from 3 exons. Gene Ontology annotation, molecular function: mRNA 5'-cap (guanine-N7-)-methyltransferase activity. The record is from RefSeq and is a predicted model, not a curated record.